This is a messenger RNA of Austrofundulus limnaeus, 2576 nucleotides long. Its product is annotated as visual system homeobox 2. The record is from RefSeq and is a predicted model, not a curated record. The transcript has 3 exons. Gene Ontology annotation, molecular function: sequence-specific double-stranded DNA binding; DNA-binding transcription factor activity, RNA polymerase II-specific. Gene Ontology annotation, biological process: regulation of DNA-templated transcription. Bases 1355 to 2155 code for a protein of 266 amino acids. Lineage: Eukaryota; Metazoa; Chordata; Actinopteri; Cyprinodontiformes; Rivulidae.
CUCUCUGCCCACAGACUGCACCGCCGAAGAUCAGCUUUAGGUUUCAGCUAAGUUAGAUUUACGAAAAUACAAAUUGCUUACCGGCUUAUUGCCUCCACAGAGUUUGGUGUUUGAACAGGUGCAGAUGAAAGGGCCACGCAGGUGAUGGAGCUGUGUGCAGAGGAAUGACCAUCCUGUGACUCACCUGAGCUGCGGCCAGCUGCCUCCUGAUCAAAGCCACUUCCACUCGCCUCUUCGCCGGUGACAACAGACACACACACACACACACACACACCGCUGGAUGUUUUCACCAGAUGAGACGUCAGCGAGACGUGUUGUUGGGGUGAUACGUUUCUCUGGAUUAAUUGACACACCUGGCUUUAAUUCACACAGACAGUGUUGAUCGUCUCAUCAGAGAUCCAUCAGCGCUAAGCUGCAGCUGUCUCACUCAGAACCAAAAAAAAUAAAGUGUUAAUAAUCUUCCUGUCUUGACUGUUAAUGUGCUGAUGUGCAUGCUUCAGUCUGACGUGGAAAAAUCCUUGAAAUGUUCAAGAAUUCUUUCCUUUGAAUCAAAACUUUAUUAGGAGAGGAUGGGUGGAAUGGAAAUAUUUAACUGAGGGGUUGUCGUCGAUUUGAAUUUUGUGUUGAAGUUUUAUUUUGUUUCCAGAAUGCACCAAAGUUGGAGUGAAUAAGCUAAAACUUGUAAAGAAAGUCCCAUAGAGAUAAAUCAACCACGUAAAGCAACCACCAAGUUAUUAGGAACUGAAAACAGAUAAACAUGUUUGACUUGGGARCUGUUUUUCGGGGUCUGUUGCCCUUUUGUUUAUUUUCACGCGACAGAACCGAGCAACUGUUUUCACCUCAUCUGUUGCAUCGGUUUGUUUCUGUGAUGCUUGUCGACUUUGAAACUGGUCAGGCUGUCGAAAGACUUCCUCCGCGGGGAUUCGGAGGCCUAAAAGUGUUGCAACUUGUCUUCGGUUUGAAAUCUGGGCACACGUCCGAUGGAGCCUCGUGACYAAUUCGGUUAUGGCGAUGAUGCAACACUGCUGUACAAAUAUUCGGAUGAAUUUUCUCUGCAUUCCCAUAAARCAGGUUCUGCUGUGUGUUUGGAUGUGUUUGGACCAGGUAGGAGGAGGGAACUAAGGUGAGACCACCUCCUACUUAAGCAUUGACUUCACUUUUCAGGCGACACCUUCUACCUGUUCUUAGUGCCUCAGAAACAUACAGCAGCUCCACGAGUUGAGAGGUCACUGCUUCUUUUGUCUACAUUGCUACCUGGGAUGAUAGGAUGCAUUUUGCUGCCCUAAAACCAUCCUUUUAGACUCUAACUCUUCAGCAGACCAGCUUUAAAAACUGGACUCCUUAUUUUGUGGACAUGUUUGGCCCAGGGCAAAUGGUUUCCACGCUCCUUCCUGCAGUUUUUCAUUCACCCGCGGCUCAUUUUUUCCCCGCGUUCCCAACCAGACUGGUCUCACCCCCUCAAAUCCUGCUCCCAGGGCCGUUUUUCAGCUACGAAUCCCUAAGGAAUUAUCUUCAMCCCGAGCCGUGCAAGGAAGCUUUGCUGUUGGCCACACAGGCGGUUGGAAUUGGGCCUCUAUCAGAAAACACAGAUGAACAGAGGCCAGCGAAGCAGCGGCGUGCGCGAGCCAACUACAGCAGCUGGCAGCUGGAGGAGCUGGAGAAGGCGUUCGAAACCACCCACUACCCAGACGUCUUCAUGAGGGAGGCCCUGGCCCUCAGACUGGAUCUGAUCGAGGCCAGAGUUCAGGUUUGGUUUCAAAACCGUCGAGCCAAGAUGAGGCGGCAGCUGAAACUUCAGGGUCAGCUCGCCCGGCCUCACGCGWCAACAGACAACAAUGACAUUUAUGACAAAAGGAACAAACAGACAGAAAGUUCUGACGGCGAGGCCUGGGAGAGGCAACAGGAAGGAGAGAACUACCCCUGGACAAAAGCUCCAGCUUCUCUGCUGAGCGUGCAGAAGCAGCCCCUGACCCUGAGUUUGGGGAAGUGGGAGAGGCCGGAGGGGCUGAGCUCGGAGCAGCUUCGCUCCUGCAGCAUCGCCAAACUGAGGGCCAAAGCCAGAGAGCACGAGGCUGAGCUCCACUGCACUGUUAAUGUGACAGCCUCCAACUUCCAGCCACAAACACAGGAAACCGAUGCCAAGCUCAGUGACUGAUCAUAUCCCAUCUUCCUGUUUGGACAAAAGAAAAUAGACAUCACAGUCUGCAGGAUUUGUUGGAACUUUUGGAGACAAGUUUUAUCAUUUAGCCUUUAUUGACAGGAUAUGUUUGUGUAUUCUGCAUAUAUUAUUUUUUACAUUUCAGAUUAAUUAUCAUUUCGGAUGAAAGUAUUUUUAAAUCACAUACAAAUUUUUAUUUUAAAAUAAACUUUUAAAGCUCACUGUAAAAAAAAAAAUCCUGAAAGAGACUGAAUAUGAGUUAUUUGAACAACUGAAAUAUGUGGAGCAACAUUAGUUGUGACGAAUAGCAUUGUUUCUCCAACCUUUAUUAGAAAACAAAAAAAGUCUGAACUAAAAACGGUAAUUCUGUUUUAAUUGUUGCUAUAGGAACAAUAAAUUUUUAGCUUCCUUUAAGGUG